Molecule: messenger RNA, 3135 nt
Organism: Brassica napus (rape)
Lineage: Eukaryota; Viridiplantae; Streptophyta; Magnoliopsida; Brassicales; Brassicaceae
Exons: 11
Coding region: 1-3135 (1044 amino acids)
Biological process (GO): proteolysis
Molecular function (GO): cysteine-type peptidase activity
Source: RefSeq, a predicted model, not a curated record
AUGGACGAAUUAGGGCUUCCUCUGAGAAUGUUUGAGGCGGGUUCGGAACCAUCAGGGCGGAAACGGGUUAAUAACUACUUCAACCUACGGUGGAUUGACCUCAUAAAGAAUGCACUAGAGGAAGACGACUUGGAAAUGUUGAAUCAGUCGCAGUUCCGGAGAGUUUUGCAGAUGGGGUCGCAUACUUUCUCAGUAAUGUUCAUCCAUUACUGCCUCUCACGCCAGUUGGUCACUGCAAAAGAGUUUGAACUUUGGUGGAUCUUCGUUGGUAAGCCGAUACGCUAUGCCAUACAAGACUUUGCUAUGGUCACCGGACUGAACUGUGGCGACGGGGUUGGACUAGCUGGAGAACCCCCCGAGAAAGGUAUCCGGCGAGGAAAGGCGUCCGGUAAAGGGAAAUCAUCUAUGUCAAUAUGGGAUGAUUUAUUUCGUGGGGAGGAGAAGCCUACACCUGGAUGGAUCAUGGAGCGGCUUGUGAGGGGUAAAAAAUACAAGGAUCGGUUAACGCGUUUGCGGCUUUCGUUGUUGGUUUUGGUAGAAGGAAUUCUGUGUCCAACAUGUGGGACAACAAAUAUCAGACCCGAAAUAGUGAGCAUGCUUGGUGAUCUUGACGCUUUCCUGAAGUAUCCAUGGGGCAGGGAGUCAUUUUUACUGACGGUUACAAGUACAAAAGCAAGAUCUGCAGUAAAUUAUGUGAAGGAUACAAUGGCCCUUCAAGGAUUUACUCAUGCGAUGGUAUUGGUUACUGUCACUGCAUGCCCUUCUAUCAUUAUUAAGACUGGUGGUGCGGAUCCUCUAGCAGAUUCCAACUUGUCCAGCGAAGAGAUUAUCAGGAGAGUUGUUGAAAGAAAGGUGGUAGUCAACAUUGUCUCGGCCAAGUCGGUUGAUCAACUGGGACAGGCAUAUGUACGGUCUUUGAUUAGCACAGAUGAAGUGGGUGAGGAUCUUUAUCGUGGGUUGGGAGAUAAGGAAGAUACGAGUGUUGAUACCAUGGUUGCUUUGAUUGAGGAUGAUUAUCCAUUUGAGCAUAACACUUGGUCAGGUGGUGUGAAAGCGGAUGAUGUUAAACUGAAGAAGGGUCAUGCACAAACGUCGGAGUCAAGUGAUGAAAAUGUUCCUGACCCGGUUGAAAAGGAUAAUGCUCAUCGUGGUGGCGUAGAGAGUGGUGGUUACCCUGGAGAUCCGAGAGGGCAAUCAUCAGCUAACCCCUCGGGUGCCCCGCAUGGUGGUGAGAGUUUCCAUGUUGAUGUCGAAACACUACUUAGGCGUGCAGCUGAGGUUUACGAGGAUAAGGUAAUUGCAAUGUUUGAGGGCUAUAUUCUGAGUUUGAAGGGACAUUUUAAUUCUGAAGUGGGAGGCCUUCGAACGGACUUACAAGCAGCUACCACCGCGAUUGCCCAUUUGGAAACUACAGUCACAGGGGAGUUUGAUAAGAUCAAUCAGUUACUUAAGUCUGGGCCUAAAGGUGCGGAUAUGGGAGCAACGUAUGGGUUUAGUCCUGCGAGACAUUCGUCACCAUUCCGAGGUCUGAAUGAUGAUUUCAACUAUACAGAGGUUAAUCCCGAUCGACACACUACACCUAGCGGUGUUCCACAGUCAACACCGCGAGAUGGAGAGGAUGUUGCGGCAACAGAGACCGCCUCGGGUGGUUUGGGACAGAAUCUGGAUGAAGGGGAAAUGGGUGAAGGACUAUCUCCGGGUAAACAGACCGAGUCAACUCAUGGAGCCGAAUUAAGAGCUCAGACAGGGGUCCAUCAUGGGGGAGAUGCUGACAUUGGAAACGUGGAGGUGGGCGUGCAGGGGGGAGAUGCUGACAUUGGACAUGACCCCAUAAACGUGGAGAAUCCCUCGCCUUCAGUAAACGUCGCAGCGCCUGACAGUUCUGAUGCCGCCAAUCCUCCUUCUCGAGUUGAUGUGGACGAAGUGAAUGUAUCAUCGGAACGCCGCGUUGAUGACCCAGUGUCUGGCGUCGUUAAUAAAAUUAUAUCAGAAGCGGGCAUUGAUAAAAACCCGGUCCGACCCUCCGCUGGUUCUGGAACUGAUGUACCUCAGACAUCAUCAGAUGUCAAUCCGGAGAAAGUGGGUCUUGAUGGUGUGCAUGACGAUCGUGGUGACGCUACUGUUGCGAAUAAGGGUGAGGAUGCGGAUGAAGAUGAUGUUACAAUUACUAAAGUUCAGGCUGGAGAUAAGAACACUGAUGCAGCGGGUGGUCAAGCUGAUGGUGGCAGACUUUUUAGUAGACGUACGCAUAUAAGUACGAAACGCUACACUCCUCCUGCACCCCCGUCCGUGGUGGCUGAGCCAAGUAACCCAAAGCCUCUUCGUCAAGAAAUACACACCUUCAUAGGUGGCUUCUCCCCAUUUACUCCGCCAACUCCAGCUGCAAGAGAGGCCUUCAUGAAGACAAUGGCGGAGGCAAAAUCAAAUGCGCCAUCCCUCGGGUCAAUCAGUUCCAUUGCUUCUUUGGAUGAUCUGUUCAAUUGCACCGGUGUUUGUUCGUAUGAGGCUGUGGAUCGUGUUGUAGGUUGGAUAAGAAAGAGGCGUGACAGCAAUCCAUCUUCAAAAUUUGACUUCAUCCCUCCUACUUUCUUUAUCGAUCUGAUCCGAAGUUAUCCUGCUUUCGAAGCCAUGCAAGAUAAGUCCGCCUUCACUUUCCCGGUGUCUCUGCGCAGUCAGUUCAUGCACCGGCCACAGUGGUUUACGCAAGUAGACUUUCUCUACAGUAUGAUUCUGGUUAAAGACAGACACUGGAUUGGUAUGAUCGUAGAUUUGCCUAUGUGGGCCAUCUAUGUGGUGGACGCGAACCAGACAUGUCCUCCUAUUUCAGUGUUGAAAGAUGUCGUCAACCCGAUAUCGAUUAUGAUGCCGCACAUGGUAUCGAGGUUCUGUCUAACUUCUCGAGCUCGUGAGUUGAAUUACCUUCCGUUCCCCAUAUCUCGCUUAGACAUACCAGUUCUACUUGAACAUCCAGGGUACGCCGCGGUUGUGGCACUGAUCAUGUUAGAAAUUGCUGCCGUGGGGAAGCCUUUGCUUGAUCUGGCUCUCACUGAUGAGGAGGUCCGUGUUGCAGCGGAGAACUAUGCGAUCUCUACCCUGUGUAUGUUUAAGGUGGUCCCCCCUAAUCCUGCAGUUUAG